UAAAAUUCCAUUCCUUCUACCUCACUCACUGCUAGCUUAGCAACACUAGCUCCCCUAUCUCUUCCUCUCUUUCUGUCUCUCUCUUAAUUACCUCUCACCACAUUCACAGUCCCUUGAGCAUGUUUGUUUCUUGGUUGUCAAAGACUCAGUGUUCCUUUGCUUCUUAGCUUAAUCUCUCUCUCACCACCCUCUCCUCCUUCCCUUUAAAGCUUCUUCUCCUUGAGUUUUUAAUAGCUCAAGUUUGCCUUUGAGUUAGCUUUCCAGAUUCUUUUCCAAGGAAAGACUAAAAGGGGAAAAAAAAAAAAGCAAAAGAGAAUUAGGUAACUGAACAAAACAAAGGAUUAUAUUGCACACUCCCUUCAGAUUGUGAAUAUUGCACCUUUAAUUGCUUUGUCUCUCCUCAGUAGUUUAAGAAUCUGAUCAUUUUAAUAAAAGGAAAGGAAGCUAUUUCAUAUAUAUAUUUUGUGACCAUCAAGCUAUCCCAUAAAGAAGAUGACAUUGGAGGGGAUUUUCAUUGAGCCCUCUUCAACCACUGCUCCUGAUCUCUCUCUUCACAUUAGCCCCCCAAGCAUCUCCUCUUCCUUGAUUUGCAAUAACAACAACAGCAUCACCCUUUCAUCUGUUGAACCUCAAGGUAAUUUUAAUUUCCCUUCUAGGACUGUGUCUCAAGCCCACACAGAACUCUCUCUGGGAAGGAAUUUCACUUCUGGAGGAGCAGAGGAAACACCACACAAUCCUUAUUAUCAAAGCCAAAUCCAUUUCCAUCACCACCUUCACCACAACAACACUACUAGUAACAUUAGUACUACAACAACAACCAGUAGUAGUAGUACUACAACUCCCUUGAAUCACAUAAACUAUGGAGUUUCAUUGCUUGAUGUGUCAUCAUCAGAAGGGUUGAGGCCAAUCAAGGGGAUUCCGGUGUAUCAUAACCGUUCAUUCCCUUUUGUGGCCAUGGACCAUCAUGCUAGAGACAAGGAUCACCAUCACAAGAUGUGCUUAUAUCAUCACAUGCCUUCUUAUCCCUCUCUCUCCUCUUCCUGUUCCCCUCCUUCUUCUUCACCUUCACCUUAUGUUGCAGCGAGUAUGGAUCCCAUGUCCCUCUUGAACAAUAGGGCAGCUACCACCACCACCACAAGGUUUAAUGGGUUUUCUUCUGAUGCUUUCAAAUCCCAUCCAUUGCACCAAUAUGGGGUUGGCACUUCUGAAGCCUCUUCUGGGUUAAUGAGAUCAAGGUUUUUGCCUAAGCUUCCCAACAAGAGGAGCAUGAGAGCACCGAGAAUGAGAUGGACAAGCACCCUCCAUGCUCGAUUUGUUCAUGCGGUUGAGCUUCUCGGUGGCCAUGAAAGAGCUACUCCAAAAUCAGUUCUUGAGCUCAUGGAUGUGAAGGAUCUAACAUUAGCUCAUGUCAAGAGUCAUUUGCAGAUGUAUCGAACUGUUAAGACCACUGACAAGCCUGCAGCUUCUUCAGGCCAUUCAGAUGGGUCAGGAGAGGAUGACUUGUCUCCGGUGGGGAGCACUGUUGACCGCGGUGGUCUCCGGCAAUUCCCCGAACUCAGAGGGCGGCCGGAGCGGCCACCACAACAAGACAUGGACUACUCGUCAACCACAACUCUAUGGAGCAAUUCUUCAAGUUGUAGAGAGCCAUGGCUACGAACUAAUUCUAACGACAUAGAUGGUCUCAGAUCACCUGUCAUUCAGUCACAAACAAUAACAGGAGGGCAUCAAAUUCAGGAGUGUGAUUCAACCCAAUUCAAGAACAUGUCAGGUUCUAAUUUGGAGUGCAAGAACCCAAGUUUGGAGUUCACGUUAGGAAGACCAGAUUGGAAUGGCAAAGAACAAGCCUAAUUUUGAUUGAUUCCCUCAUUGUCUUUUUUAUUUUGCACUUUAUUUAUAAUUCAUGGUGACAACUUCAUCAUCAUUUAUGAAAUGAAGAGGUGGUGUAUUUAUAUAAAUUGGUGUCUUGGAGAAAAAAAAAAGACCCUACAUAGUUCU
Messenger RNA from Abrus precatorius (Indian licorice), 1995 nucleotides. Its product is annotated as transcription repressor KAN1-like. The record is from RefSeq and is a predicted model, not a curated record. Gene Ontology annotation, molecular function: transcription cis-regulatory region binding. Gene Ontology annotation, cellular component: nucleus. Lineage: Eukaryota; Viridiplantae; Streptophyta; Magnoliopsida; Fabales; Fabaceae. The coding region runs from base 493 to 1848 and encodes 451 amino acids. The transcript has 6 exons. Gene Ontology annotation, biological process: abaxial cell fate specification; regulation of DNA-templated transcription.